UCCGCAAAUAAAGAAUAAUAAUUAAUUAUUAAUGCAAAACUAACCAACCAUGGUAAUCGCGAUCGGAUUUGAAGGAAGCGCCAACAAAAUCGGUGUUGGAAUAGUGCGCGACGGUGAGGUGCUCGCUAACGAACGAGAAACCUACAUCACCCCACCGGGAGAAGGAUUCCUUCCGAAGGAAACAGCGCAACAUCACCGAUCGAAAAUUCACGACAUUCUGAAGCGUGCCCUUGCCGUUUCUGGCGUAAAGCCUAAGGAGAUUGAUGUCGUCUGCUAUACCAAGGGACCGGGAAUGGCACCUCCACUACUGGCGGUGGCAAUCGUCGCUCGAACCAUUGCUCAGAUUUGGAACAAACCGAUCAUGGGAGUGAACCACUGCAUCGGUCACAUUGAAAUGGGUCGGUUGAUUACCAAAGCGGAAAACCCAACCGUCCUGUACGUAAGCGGUGGAAACACCCAGGUCAUAUCGUACGCUUGCAAACGGUACAGGAUUUUCGGGGAAACGAUCGAUAUCGCCAUCGGGAAUUGCUUGGACCGGUUUGCUCGAAUCAUAAAACUGUCCAACGAUCCCAGUCCCGGCUAUAACAUCGAGCAGAUGGCCAAAAAGGGCACCAAAUAUGUUCCGCUUCCAUAUUCGGUUAAGGGCAUGGAUGUUAGUUUUUCAGGAAUUUUGUCCUUUAUCGAACAAAAGGCUAGACCGAAGGGAAAACAGAAAAAGCAGAAGCGAGUCAGUGGAGUGGAAGAAGAAAAGUGGUCCGAUGAGGAUUUAUGCUUCUCACUGCAGGAGACUCUUUUUGCUAUGCUGAUCGAAACAACUGAACGAGCGAUGGCUCAUUGCGGUUCCAGUGAGGUACUGAUCGUGGGAGGAGUAGGCUGCAACGAGCGUCUUCAGGAAAUGAUGGGUAUAAUGUGUGAGGAGCGGGGAGCAAAGCUGUUUGCCACGGAUGAAAGAUUUUGCAUCGACAACGGAGUAAUGAUUGCUCAUGCUGGAUGGGAGAUGUUCCGCAGUGGGACCCGAAUGAGCUGGGAAGAAGCCACCAUCACACAGAGGUACAGAACCGAUGAGGUUGAAGUUACCUGGAGAGAUGAUUAACGCGGUU
Ochlerotatus camptorhynchus is the source of this 1100-nucleotide messenger RNA. RefSeq names its product probable tRNA N6-adenosine threonylcarbamoyltransferase. Gene Ontology annotation, biological process: tRNA threonylcarbamoyladenosine modification. NCBI's taxonomy places the organism in Eukaryota, Metazoa, Arthropoda, Insecta, Diptera, Culicidae. The coding region runs from base 50 to 1093 and encodes 347 amino acids. The transcript is spliced from 2 exons. Gene Ontology annotation, cellular component: EKC/KEOPS complex; cytoplasm. The record is from RefSeq and is a predicted model, not a curated record.